UCAUCUCGAAAACUUUCGUCCUCUUGCUCACCAAGGAAGACCCCAGACGCCACAGGACGAACUAGACUAGUGGGACCGUCGGUACACGAAAUUCAAGUUCGAGUUCAUCACUUUCUGAGAUUGCAAGAGAAAAAAGAGAAAGAUGAGCACGCUUAAGGAGAUAUGCUCUGGAUUGCCACUGGACCCACUGCCUCCACCCAGAGCCCGAAACCCUGCUCUGGCUCACGCUCCGGACAGGCUCGUCCCGCUGACCACAGAUGAGACUGAGACAGCCAUCAAGAAUGCGCUGCGGUACUUCCCUGCGAGGCUGCAUGCUACACUUGCGCCAGAGUUCGUGCAAGAGCUGUCGGAUUACGGCCACAUCUACAUGUACCGCUUCAUUCCCAACAUUGUCAUGAGGGCGUACCCUAUCGACGAGUACCCGGCCAAGACAAAGCAGGCUGCCGCCGUGAUGUUGAUGAUCAUGAACAACCUGGACCCGCAGGUGGCCCAGUUUCCCGAGGAACUGGUUACUUACGGCGGCAACGGACAGGUCUUCUCCAACUGGGCACAGUUCUGGCUGGUGAUGAACUACCUGUCCAAAAUGGACGAGUCUCAAACUCUGGUCAUGUACUCGGGCCACCCGCUCGGCCUGUUUCCUUCGUCCCGUCCCAGCCCACGUGUGGUGAUCACCAACGGAAUGGUCAUCCCAAAUCACUCAUCACACGAGGACUACGACCGCAUGUUCGCCAUGGGAGUCACCAUGUAUGGGCAAAUGACUGCAGGCAGCUACUGCUACAUCGGGCCACAGGGCAUCGUGCACGGAACAACGAUCACUGUGCUGAACGCCGGACGCAAGUACCUAAAGCUCGAAGACCUCCGAGGAAAAGUGUUCGUGUCCUCCGGUCUCGGCGGCAUGAGCGGUGCCCAGGCGAAGGCAGCUGUGGUCGCCAACGGCAUCGGAGUCAUCGCAGAGAUGUCUCGCGAAGCAACGUACAAACGCCACCGGCAGGGAUGGGUGGAUGAGGUCAUCGAGGAUAUCGAAGAACUUAUCAAGAGAAUAAGGAAAGCCAAAGCCACGAAGGAGACUGUGAGCAUCGGAUUUCUAGGAAACAUCGUUACAUUGUGGGAGCGCUUGGCUAUAGAGCUGGAGGCCACGGGCGAACUCCUGGCGGACCUGGGCUCGGACCAGACGUCAUGUCACAAUCCGUUCAACGGAGGAUACUACCCUGUGCAGCUGACUUACGAGGAGGCCAACGCCAAGAUGAGGGACGACCCUCGGACCUUUAAGAUGCUCGUGCAAGAAAGCCUCCGGCGGCACGUGACGGCGAUCAACAAGAUGACGAAGCGAGGCAUGUGCUUCUGGGAUUACGGUAACGCCUUUCUCCUCGAAGCAUCCAGAGCAGGCGCUGACGUCGGUCACAAUGGAAUCAGGUUUCGCUACCCUUCCUACGUGCAGGAUAUCAUGGGUGACAUCUUUUCGCUCGGCUUCGGACCCUUCAGAUGGGUUUGCCUGUCCGGAUCAAAGGACGAUUUGGCGCUGACAGAUAAACUGGCCGCUUCUGUGCUGAAGGACCUUGUCAAGACGAACGUGCCAGAGCACGUGAAGCAGCAGUACAGGGACAACGUCGCCUGGAUCGAAAAGGCGGCCGACCACAAUCUGGUUGUAGGCUCCCAGGCCCGGAUCCUGUACUCGGACAAGACGGGCAGGACGCAGAUCGCCCUCGCUUUCAAUCGCGCCGUGAGGGAUGGACGACUCAAGGGCCCGGUGGUGAUCAGCCGCGACCACCACGACGUGAGCGGCGCCGACAGCCCGUACAGGGAGACGUCAAACGUCUACGACGGAUCAGCAUUCACUGCAGAUAUGGCCGUGCAAAACUUUGUCGGAGAUGCUCUCAGGGGAGCGACGUGGGUGGCUCUUCACAAUGGCGGAGGCGUUGGCUGGGGAGAAGUCAUCAACGGAGGGUUCGGUUGUGUUCUGGAUGGAACCAAGGAAGCAGAUGGGCGUUUGACAACGCUUCUCUCGUGGGACGUCAACAACGGGGUGUGUCGGAGAAGUUGGUCGGGAAACAAGUACGCCUACGAGACCAUCCAGCGAGCUAUGAAGGACGAUCCGGCUUUGCUGGUGACGCUUCCCAACGAAGCUGACGAACAGCUCUUAAAGAAAGUUCUGGCGGGAAGAAAGCUCUAGGCAUCAAUCAAUAGCUCAUCAGCCACAGCAGUUCCUUAUCACCGCUUAGAAAACUGGGGCGUUAUUCCAAACACUGUUGAAGGCAGGCUAUAGCAGAAGUGACAAGUUGGCUCAAUGCACAAGUGGCAUCCUAAAUCCUGUUAAUUUUAUUCAGAAAGAAUAAAUCCACGUGAAUGAGACA
Messenger RNA from Rhipicephalus microplus (southern cattle tick), 2351 nucleotides. RefSeq names its product urocanate hydratase. Gene Ontology annotation, molecular function: urocanate hydratase activity. Lineage: Eukaryota; Metazoa; Arthropoda; Arachnida; Ixodida; Ixodidae. Gene Ontology annotation, biological process: L-histidine catabolic process. The record is from RefSeq and is a predicted model, not a curated record.